Daucus carota subsp. sativus is the source of this 1851-nucleotide messenger RNA. Its product is annotated as probable protein phosphatase 2C 25. The transcript has 4 exons. Gene Ontology annotation, molecular function: protein serine/threonine phosphatase activity; cation binding. Gene Ontology annotation, biological process: peptidyl-threonine dephosphorylation. NCBI's taxonomy places the organism in Eukaryota, Viridiplantae, Streptophyta, Magnoliopsida, Apiales, Apiaceae. The record is from RefSeq and is a predicted model, not a curated record. Bases 424 to 1680 code for a protein of 418 amino acids.
AACUCUGAGAAACCCCGCCAUUAUUCCUAACGGCUUUCUUUCAAGAAAACACAGGCAGAGGGAGAGAUUCAGAGAGAGAGAGUGAGUGAGGGAGAGAUUCAGAGAGAGAGACUGCUAUAUAUAUUGUUGGGGGCCAUAGCCUCUGCUUAUAAAUACUUUGAUCUCUCACUUUUCAAUUCAUCAGCCCCUUCUUAAAUCAAGAACCCUCAUUCUUGACUUCCCACCUUCUUCUCUCAUUCAUCUCUCUUUCAUUAACAUUAUCCCCCAUUCCUCUCUGUGAUCAUCUUUCAAGAAUUUCUUGGAAUUUAAUUAUCUGCUCACACUGAUCAUAUCCAUUUCUAGGCUUCUUUUCUUGCUCGUUUUCAAGAAAAAUUUGGAGGGGUUUCAGACUUUUAGUGUUCUUGAAAAGGCAGUUGAUGCAGGAUGCCUUUCUCGUUGGGAAAAGUUGUAAAAACAGGUUGGAGAUCGGUAAAGAAGCGAUUGUCACGAAAGAACAGGGAUUCGAGUAGAAGGACUAGGGGAAACGAGGGAAGUAGUCAAUGCACGUCGAGUAGUAGGAGUAGCCAUAAACGCGACGGGGAUGAUGAUGAGGAUGAUGACCCUAAUGCUCCUCCAGACCCUCUUAUGUGGAGCAAAGAUCUUGAAAAGCACUUUUAUGGCGACUUCUCGUUUGCAAUGGUACAAGGUAAUGGGGAGAUGGAGGAUUUUGGUCAGGUUGAGACCGGAGCUAAUGCCACUUUUGUUGGAGUUUAUGAUGGUCAUGGUGGCACUAUGGUUUCCCACUACGUUCGUGAUCAACUGUUUCAAAAUCUCAUCAAUUCUGUUCAGGAGAAUCGGACAAUGUCAGAAGCCAACCUCUACAAUGCAUUCGCAGCCACUGAAGAAGGAUUUCUCUCUAUUGUAAAUGCGUCAUUUGAAAAUGAACCCAUGAUAGCAGCCGUUGGAUCCUGUUGUUUGGUUGGACUUAUAUGGAAUGAGAGACUAUAUGUUGCUAAUCUUGGUGAUUCUAGAGCUGUUAAGGGCUAUCUUACGAGAUCUAAUAGAAUUUCUGCAGAACAGUUGACAAGUGAUCAUAAUGCUAGGAGGAAGGCGAUUAGAAGAGAAUUGAGGUCGAGUCACCCUGGUGAUCGCAGCAUCGUUAUUAAGAAACAAGGGAUGUGGCGCGUAAAAGGACUCAUUCAGGUAUCUAGGGCAUUUGGUGAUGCGUACUUGAAGAAACCUGAAUAUGCACUUGAUGCAAGAUUUGUGCGUUUCCACCUUCGUGAACCUAUUAAACAGCCAGUGCUAAGAGCGGAUCCAUCUGUGUACACGAGAAAUUUGAGACCUUCUGACAGAUUUCUGAUAUUUGCAUCUGAUGGACUUUGGGAACAUGUGUCAAAUCAACGUGCAGUAGAGAUUGUCCACAAGAAUCCCAGAGCAGGUAUUGCCAGAAGACUUCUGAGAGCAGCUUUAAACGAAGCAGCUAAGAAAGGUAAGACGAGAUAUGAUGACCUAAAGAAACUUGCAAAGGGGGUCAGGCGUAGGUAUCAUGAUGAUAUCACCGUAGUUGUGAUCUUUAUUGAUAAUGAAUGGCUGGAGCAGAAGGCUGAUGUACCUCCGAUGUCUGUACUAGGGGGCAUUGACCACAUGGGAGAAUCAAUGUUCAACAUACUGGGAGGCGCUAUUUUACCAAAUGCUUAGAGAUCUGUUAACUGAAAUUACUUCACUGAGCUGAACUGUUCUACUAUUCUUCUUAGGAGCACUGGCCACCAUGGCCAGCGAAUGUUCAUUCUGGAAACUUCUGAUAGUCGUGAGACUCAUUUAAAUCUUGUUAUUUUGAAACUGUGGUAUGAAUAUCAAUAUAUGUCAAUU